UUCAACAGAUCUCGCGCUCAGUCAGCAGCGACUCAGCAGAGGCACGAGGGGAACGUUUGAGGACACUUGACAGCUUUUCAGAGACUGCUAUGACAUCUCGCAGGUGGUUCCACCCCAACAUCACCGGAAUCGAGGCAGAGCAGCUCCUGUUGACCCGGGGCGUCCACGGCAGUUUCUUGGCCCGGCCCAGCAAGAGCAACCCAGGGGAUUUCACCCUCUCUGUCAGGCGUAACGAUGAGGUGACCCACAUUAAGAUCCAGAACUCAGGUGACUACUACGACCUGUAUGGAGGCGAGAAGUUCGCCACGUUGGCCGAGCUGGUGCAGUACUACACCGAGCAACAGGAUCUCCUGCGCGAGAGGAACGGCCAUGUCAUCGAGCUCAAGUACCCACUCAACUGCAAGGACCCCACAUCUGAGAGAUGGUACCACGGGCACCUCUCUGGGCGAGAUGCAGAGAAGCUGCUCACAGACAAAGGCAAGGCCGGCAGCUUCCUGGUUCGGGAGAGCCAAAGUAAACCGGGCGACUUCGUCCUCUCAGUUCUCACCAAUGAGGAGAAACAUGAGAACGUGGACCGCAAGACCAAGGUCACCCACGUUAUGAUACGCUACCAGCAGGACGGUAAAUACGACGUGGGCGGUGGAGAGAGGUUCGACACCCUUGCUGACCUGGUGGAUCACUACAAGAAGAACCCCAUGGUAGAGAAGAGCGGCAUCGUAGUGCACCUCAAACAGCCCUUUAAUGCUACAAGGAUAAACGCAGCCAACAUUGAGAACCGGGUACGAGAGCUCAACAAAGUAGCGGAUAAUUCUGAGAAACCAAAACAGGGAUUCUGGGAAGAAUUUGAGGUACUUCAGCAGCAGGAGUGCAAACUGCUGUAUCCCCGGAAAGAAGGCCAGAAGCCAGAAAACAAGAGUAAAAACAGAUACAAGAAUAUCCUCCCCUUUGACACAACUCGGGUUGAAAUUACGGAAGCAGAUCCAGACAUUCUUGGUUCAGACUACAUCAAUGCCAACUACAUCAGAAGUAUGCAUGAAGAGGGGCGCCAUGUGCAGGAAGGCAAGGUCUUCAUCGCCACCCAAGGGUGCCUACAGAAUACAGUCAUCGACUUCUGGAAGAUGGUGUACCAGGAGAAUACACACGUCAUUGUCAUGACCACGAAAGAGAUGGAGCGAGGAAGGAACAAAUGUGUGCGUUACUGGCCUGACCCACACACCACCAGGGAGUUCGGGAAGGUGCUGGUGAAGAACGUGGAGGAGCACUCAGCACAGGACUACAUCCUUAGGAAGCUGGAAGUGACCCGUCUGGACCGGAAGGAGCUUCCGAGGUACAUCUGGCACUACCAGUAUCUAAGCUGGCCGGAUCACGGCGUGCCCAAUGAGCCCGGUGGUGUCCUUUGGUUUCUAGAGGAGGUCAACCGCACCCAGAGCACCAUUCCAGACACUGGACCCAUUGUUGUCCACUGCAGCGCCGGCAUCGGGAGGACAGGCACUAUUAUUGUCAUUGACAUCCUUAUUGAUAUUAUUAACCGCCAAGGACUGGACUGUGACAUUGACAUCCCUAAGACCAUCCAGAGGGUACGGCAGCAGAGGUCAGGCAUGGUGCAGACGGAGGCCCAGUAUAAGUUCAUCUACAUGGCUGUGCAGCAGUAUAUAGACACAGCCCAGAAGAGACUGGAGGAGGAGCAGAGGAAUAAGAUGAAGGAGAGAGAAUACUCCAAUAUCAAAUAUCCUCAGAUGACCAACUCAAGGUCCAAACCCAAUAUGGCAUCCUCACGCUCUUCUUCUGUGAUGACAAACGAUGAUUCGUCGAGUGUGUACGAGAACAUAAACUUUAAAAGCCCUCAGACGUCUUUUAGCAGUAACACCAGGAGGUAAAACCAUCGCCGUGGACCUCCACAUCUCUCUGUCUGCCUCUCUUUUCAGCGGAGGUGUCGCUUCGUCAGCGCCUGAAAAUCCCUUUGGGGGAAGGAGGGAGUGUGGUGCUCUGAAUACACCCCACCACUGUGGACCCUGCCUGGGCUGAAGGUGGUGAGCUGACCCCUCUUCCUGCUGCUGGACUUCUCUGUCUGGAGUCAAAACUCACCCUCCAUGGAGAGGACGACUCUACAGCAUAGCUGCCCAUACUCAGGGCCCCUGUCCCCCCUCCCCUCUGUCCCUCUCCCCCUGCUCUACUCCAGCCUACCAAAGCCUUUCCUUCUCUUAACCAGCGAAAGUGCCUUGUCACAGGAUGUGUCUGUAAUCUAGCUGUUACAUCUCCUCUGUUACUUCUUUCCAAACCCUGGAAAACCCAAGCUGACAUGACAAACAACCUGUUUUUUCCUUGGUGCGACGGAUAUUAAACAUGGAGUCUGCUCCGGGUCUGAACUGAACAAAGCUGUACCACGGGACCCGAGAAGAGGUCAAAGUUAAGCUACUUGUCCGCUCGUUGCCAGAAUUCACUCUGUUUGCUGUCCCUCUAUCUCUGUCUUUGCCGGCUGUCUUUUGAACUCAAACCUAAGACUGUUUUCGCCGCAUUCUGUCUCUCCAGCUGUCUUGGUUAGUAAUGUAGCCGCUGAGUGAUAACAGGGGCAGUUACCUAACCCGCUGCAGGACCCUGAGGCACAGGGGGAGCGAGCAAGCCCUCAAAAAAUCUUCAGCAAUCUUGUAAUUUAAAUUUUGGGUGUAAAAGUGGACUCUUUAUUUUAUUUUAUUUUUGAGUAUGUGACUGAUUUUCGAAGUGAUGUUGUGAAAGAGUUGUGUAUGUAAUCUCCCUGGCUGUUGCAAAUGCAAAUCAGCUGUUUUGUGGUUGUUUAACAGAAUUGGAGACCAUCUUUACUUCUUAUAGUUACUGGGACAUACACAUCAGUCCUGUCUGUCACCCUGAAGGUGGCCUCCAGUUGUCCCACUUUGAGUACAAACUCAUUCAGAAACAUGAAAAAAAUGUUGUCUGUCCUUAUAAUCAGUUUCUUUACAUUAUUUCUUAGUGUUUUGUUGAUACUGUUGGUGUCAUGGUUGUCUAAUAUGUAAGAUGUUGAUUUUUUUUUUAAAUACAUAUUUAUACAGGAGCAUUGUGGUGGAAGAGGUCGUGUUUAAGCACAAUUGUCUAAGCAGCAUCUCCAGCACUAACUUUAUUCAGAUGAAUAGUAGAAGUUGAUAUUUGAUAGGAGGGUGGGUGGGUGAAGAGGAUUCCUGAAUGAGUAGUUCGAGGUGAGCGGGGUCCCGGCUUUGUUUGACUGGCUGUCCUCGUUAAUCAGCAGGUCUGCUGCGGUUCAACAUCUGUCGGAGGAGAUUGUCACAAGGAGACAAGGGAAAGGGGGUGAUUACAGCGGGCCAGAUGGCCAUCUGCCUGAGAUUGAAGAAUAGAUUUGUCUCUAAAAAGUAAUUUAGAAGAUGGCCAUAAUCCAGGCUUGAUGAUAGCGGGGCGAGUAAGCCGACGUCAUUGAUGUGAUAAGGAAAGCGGUGGUGCCGCUGAGCACUGAGCCCUCUGUGCAGUCUGCCAGAUUGUCCACUAUUUUUAGCCUCCGGGAUCAGCACCAAAAUAUCCCACUCAAAUACUAGUACAGAUAUGUUGGUGAAAUUUGACCUAGCUUGUUUAAAAAUGCAAUCACCUAAUGUCCCUGACAAACUUUAAAAACAUUGGUGUCUCUUGCAGUAGAAAGUCAUGAUAUUAUGUCUACAGUAAAGUCUAUUAUUUUCUCACGAUAACGCAUCAAAAUGAACCAUGAAUGAGCAGCACUUGUUGGUGAUGUUUCUGCUCAAACCAUUCCUCCGUUCUCCACCAACAGACGUGUUUCAGCUAACCAGGUCAAGGACACUCACAGACAUGUUUUCUUCAGUCAUAAAUCAGCCAGUUUGUGCUGCACUGCUCAUACAGCGGCUGCAGCUGCUGAUUCUUAACAAACAUUAUUUAAAUAUAUACUGUAGGUAAGUCUAAUCAACUGGAGUAAUACAGUAGCACUCAGCUAUUGCACUGUAAUUUGAUACUGUGCAGGAUAUAAUAAUAAUAAUAAUAAUUAAAGCUGCAAGCAGCGAUGAUCGGGCCCAAGCUCCCCCGCCACGCCACGAAUGAGCGAGACUUGCUGCGACGCAUCUUCAAGGUCUUGAGAUGACAGAGUCAAAAUGAAGUCGGUCAGAUUAGGAGGAAUUCAUUAAAGUACGUGGAGUGAAAAUUGUAUCAAACCGUGCCAAAAUUGCAAAUUCACUUAAAAAUGGCCGACUUCCUGUUGGAGUGAGGGUAUGGGUCCAAGAGACUUUUUUGUGCGUCUUUAGAUGAUACAUUAGUGUACAAAAAUGUUGUUCAUCUACGUCAAUCUGGAGGGAGGGGCUCAAUUUUCUUAAUCUUCUACGGGGUGCAGUACCCCCAUUUGGCCAGCUGUUCCUGUUUAAUGGCGAAACUUCAAAAUUCCUCACAUCGCCACGA
Scomber japonicus (chub mackerel) is the source of this 4401-nucleotide messenger RNA. RefSeq names its product tyrosine-protein phosphatase non-receptor type 11-like. The record is from RefSeq and is a predicted model, not a curated record. Bases 90 to 1877 code for a protein of 595 amino acids. Lineage: Eukaryota; Metazoa; Chordata; Actinopteri; Scombriformes; Scombridae. The transcript has 16 exons. Gene Ontology annotation, biological process: protein dephosphorylation. Gene Ontology annotation, molecular function: protein tyrosine phosphatase activity.